AUCAAUUUAAGCUGUUUCUUCCGAAAAAAUUGUCAGGUCACCCGGACCGGGUUUGUUACGAAUAGACAACCUGCCUUGCCCAGAACGAAACCGAAUCAAUUUCUUCAAGUUCUUGGAAAAAUAGAGAGAAUCUGAUCGACCUAUGCAUUGUACUAUUGAGUCUGAAGGGAUAGAAGAAGAGGAAGGAAGGAAAGCGCGCGAUUGGGGAAAAUGGUACUAUGGGAGGUGACAUUGGCAACGGCGUACUUCUUAGGCUUGAAGAGAACGUACCGACUCGCAUUGAGGAUUCAGCGGCGGGUGAUUAGCCCCAAAUAUCCCAAGAUUUCUCAAUUUGCUCGCAAGCGAACAAGAGAUGUGUUUGAUGUGGCACUGAAUGUUCAUCAGAAAAUACAAGAGAGAGAUCUUGAAGCUGGAAGGAACUUGGGAAACUGGAUCCUUAGAUGGCUUGAUAAAGCAAAGCCAGCAGCAAACAUCCGAGGACGACCCCUUCAUCCUCCUCAUUCUCGUAUUGACAAUGGAAACAGACUCUCUACCAAACAACAGGUCCGUACUACAUCCACCAAGAAGUUUGACCACCCUAACGGGCAGGAACAGCAGGAAAACAAUUCGAACAGCAGGCAUCUCUUUACAUCAUCAUCAUCAUCGUUAAGGAAUACUAUGUUGUUGCCAAAAACCUUUCCCACCGUUGCAAUGAUGAUGAGGCCUGCAGGAACACCUACCAGCAUCCACCACCAAUACAGGCAGUUCAUCAGCAGUAACUGGCGGCUUGUUGAUUCCACCAAAGCUGACCUUGGAAACUUUUCCCAUAAUAUCAUACGGGAGGAUAUAAUGCAGUGGAUUCGACGGGGUCCGUAAUUAGCUUCACAAAAAACUGAAGUUACAGGUUUGGUUUACAUGGGUGACGGGUGACCAUAUCUCCCCUGGAUCCAUAUUGUAAAAUUUUGAAUUACUACUAUUGUUUUUAUGCGCUGAGGAAUUCUUGGUAGUGCUAGUGUCAUGUAUCCUAAUUUCUUUAGUCCAUUUAAGCAUGUUAUGAAGCAGCAGCCAGUCCAUGCAAUUUUGGACAAGAUUUUCACUAUGGGUCAUCCGGAAACAGUCUCUCUGUGCUUUAGUACAGGGGUAAGACUGCGUACAUCCGACCCCCCCUUACCUCACCGUAGGUGGGAGCCUUUGUGACACUGGGGUAAAUGAAAAAAAAAAUAAGCAUGUAUGUCCCCCAGAGCCCGUGAUGUUAUUGAAUUACCAUGAUAAGUGCCCAAAUUUGUGAUACAUUACAAAUGUCAUUGGUGUACAUCUCAAUGCAAUUAAUGGUAUCACAUUCCCA
Molecule: messenger RNA, 1324 nt
Organism: Cuscuta europaea
Lineage: Eukaryota; Viridiplantae; Streptophyta; Magnoliopsida; Solanales; Convolvulaceae
Source: the annotation of a GenBank genome assembly